Molecule: messenger RNA, 7048 nt
Organism: Hypanus sabinus (Atlantic stingray)
Lineage: Eukaryota; Metazoa; Chordata; Chondrichthyes; Myliobatiformes; Dasyatidae
Product: vascular endothelial growth factor C-like
Exons: 7
Coding region: 288-1577 (429 amino acids)
Biological process (GO): vascular endothelial growth factor signaling pathway; positive regulation of mast cell chemotaxis; induction of positive chemotaxis
Cellular component (GO): membrane
Molecular function (GO): growth factor activity; chemoattractant activity; vascular endothelial growth factor receptor 3 binding
Source: RefSeq, a predicted model, not a curated record
CUUUCAUCCCAAGAUAAGCGGCUCCACAUUAAAACGACGCACGGGGUGUUUUUUUUUCCCAAAACUCCAGGAGCAGACUUCGCAGAUUAUUAUUUGUUUUAUAUAUAAAAAGACAGCAGGGACAAGGACGUUUUGGCGUUCUUCAGCUGUUCUCGUUAUAACCAAGAACCAGGAUUUGGAGGAAUUUUAUUCUUUUUUUAAACUGCCUUUUGAAUAAUUUUCAUUUCAGAUAUUGAUGCAUUGUUUAGUUUAAUUAGGGGAGAGGGGAAAAAAAUCACAAAGAAACAAUGUGCCUUUACUUACGCGAGUUUCUGACCCGGAUCUGUCAGAAAUUUGAACGAGUGUGGAGCGUGUCAGGGCUGUUCUUCCUGUUGGUCCUGCUGUUGGGAUCUUGCUCUGCCUACGAGUCCAGCCAGGAUUAUUAUGACAAGUACCAAGAUGAAAUGGAAAGCGAGAGCCAGGCCACCAGCGAACUGGAGGACCAGCUGAGGUCUGCGUCCAGCAUCACGGAGCUAAUGGACAUCUUCUACCCAGAGUACAGGAAGAUCCACGAGUGCCUGCAGAGGAAAUCCUCCGUGAUGAAGCAUGCACGGAGAGGGACUGAAGAAGUGGAAUGGAAGGAGGCAGCGGCAUUUACAGUGUUAUGGAAAGAAGAAGAUUUAAAAAAUAUUGAACUUGAAUGGGAAAAGACUCAGUGUAAGCCUAGAGAAGUGUGCUUGGAUUUGGGGAAGGAGCUUGGGACUGCAACAAACAAGUUCUACAAACCUCCCUGUGUGUCUGUCCACAGAUGUGGAGGCUGCUGCAACAGCGAAGGACUAGAGUGUGUAAACGUCAGCACAUCCUUCGUCAGUAAGACAUUGAUGGAGAUAACAAUACCACAAGUGGGACUUUCCAAGCCAGUGGUAAUCAGCUUCAUCAAUCACACUGGCUGUAGCUGCCAGCCCAAGCGAGACAUCUUUGGACAUACCCACUCCAUUAUCAGACGUUCUUUUCACGUUUUCCCAAACAGAUGCGAUACGGAGAAUGAAACUUGUCCACAUGGUCUCACAUGGGAUCCCCAUUACUGCAGAUGUGUCACCCCACACGAGGUCUUCAGUUUAGUUGCCAGCAAUUCAGAACCAGAUGAUGACGAGGGUGAAGUGCCUGACUUUUGUGGGCCCUACAUGGUAUUUGAUGAAGAUUCAUGCAGCUGCGUCUGCAUGAAUAGGCUCUCGUCAUCAAGCUGUGGCCCCAACAAGGAAUUCGAUGAGAGCACCUGCAGAUGUGUCUGUAAUAACGUGCAGCACCGAGGCUUAUGUGAACCGGAGAAGGAAUGGGACGCAGAUGCUUGUGAGUGUGUGUGCAGGAAGAAAUGCCCAAGACAUCAACCUUUGAACACUGAUAAAUGCACCUGUGAAUGCACAGAGUCAGUAGCUUCAUGCUUUCGCAAAGGAAAGAAGUUCGACCCACAGACAUGCAGGUGCUACAGGUUGCCUUGCAGAACCCAAGUGAGGCAGUGCCACUCAGGCCUUUACUUCAGUCAUUACGUCUGCAGUUGCCUCCCACUAUACAUGAAGGAAUAUCAAACUGAAGACUGAUGCACAAACUGCUUUCAACUUGCUUUGCUUCAUCAAUGAAGAACUUAAUUUUCCAGCCUGCAGCACUUACAAACUACUUUUAUUUUUUUUGGAUUCUACAGUCUCUAGUAGGUAUGCUGAGCACUGAAAUGUGUCUGAGACAGUGUGAACAAAGUGGGUAUUGGUCCUUGUUUUAGAAUAAAAAGUUCAGCUCAAUUUCAUAACGCACAAUUGAUUGGUGUGAUUACCAAUGUCAUUACAAAUUCCCAGAUAAAUGUGUUUCCAUUAAUUAAUGUUUGUUCAUGGUACAGAGUGAAUCAGUUGUGGGGAAAAAAUACUUUUAGUAUUGACCAGCUGUUGGCAUGAAACGUAUUUUUUAUGCAAAACAAUGCUUUUAUUGACACAGGAAGACUAUGCUACUGGAAAUGAGUCCUAAUGCUUCAGAAAUAGAUAUGAUGUUUCAAAAUCUUAUACUGAUUUUAUGCCAUUAUGGCUGUGCAAAAUAGCUUAAGCAAUAUCAUGAUUUCACCAAUUGUAAGCCAAAAAAGUUGCAGCCUUUUGUCUUUUACAAAAAUACAUUUAUAAUCUAAAGUAUAUAAAUUGCAACAUAACUAUUGCUUUUGAGAGAAGUCUUCAAUUUUCCAAGCACACCUUAUAUGCACAUGGAAUAUGAAAUGAGCAAAGGAGGAAAAGGCUGAAGCAUAAUGCACAGCUAUAGAAAUGGGCCAAUAAAUUGAGUUGGUUAAUUUAUGUUACUCAGCAUAUCAUGUGUAAUGUGCAUUUGCAAUUAGCUACUAGGUAUUUAUGCAGUGGAAAUGGGAGAUGCACUUAAAUUAUCGGGGGUGUAACAAAAUCUAUUAAACGGCUGCAAUUCUCUCUAACAAUUCAUACAAGACCGAUAGCUUAUCACAAUUUCUUCCUUCAACAGAGGAAACUUAAUUAACUUAUGUUUUGAGUCAUUAAUAUAUCUAGACAGCCAUGUAACAUUUCUCAUUAUAAACAUUCUAAAGGCUAUUUAAAAACCACAUCUAACUUCAAUAUAGAGUGUAGAAGCAUAGAUUCCACAGAUUAGAGAGAGUUCCACAUCCUCUUUACAAAAUUUCAAGGUGAUCACAGUAUUGUCAUGAAUUAUCAAGCUAUUUAAUAUGUUAGUUGCCCCUUUUGGAAGUAAAUUAUUUUAGUGGUUAUUCUAUAAUUAUAAACUUCACUUGUUUAAAAAAAGCCAUGGUUCUGUAAAUAUCUAAGAUUGCAUUUUAAUUCCUUAAUGGUUAACCGUCAUGCUAAAUAUAUUUUCCUUUCUUUUCUAAUCUCUCAUUAUCCAUAGAAGCAGCACUGGGAAGAUGUACAACAGCCACAUGGUUGAAACUUCACAAAUUUCCCCUCCCCUUAUCAGAUAUUCUGCCCUUUGGCCAACAGCUUCCUGAUACAAUGUAAUUGAGAUCAGUAAUACUGAACAUCAAUCUUGGGUGUUUCUGGAACAUAAAGCCUAAAGGAAUGUGUCCAAUAAAUCUUUAAAAACACUGAUAACUUCAUAGCGUGAAAGAUGCUUCCUUUGUGUGGGGAGGCCAGUAUCAGGCUACAGAGUAAAGUAUUUAGGACUGAAAUGAGAAAUUUAAAAAUAUACAGUAUAUUCAGUGUAGUGCAUUUAUGAAAUACCAUGAAAGGGUAUAGGAAGAAAACAAAAAUAUGGUAUUGAGAUAGAUCAGCCGUAAUUGUAUGGACUGGCAAGUGGCCUUUUCCUGCUCCUAUUUUGUGUUUCCAUCAACAUUGUUUUGACAUUUAUAUAAAGUACAGCACAGGAAUCAUUUCAGUUCUGAAUGGGAAGAUUACAUUAAUAAUCUGUAAUGGUCAAGCUUUGCUUCUUACACAUUCCUACUUCGUGUAUUAUGUCCUUCCAUUCACUAUAAAACUGGAGUAUGAAACUGAAUUUUAUUAGCUUCUCAAAGGUUUGUGAGUGCAUCUUUACUCGUACAAUUUUGAUAUGCCAUAAAAAUGGCUAAAAUGAUACAAACCUGAAACAGUGGAAGUUGUUAGUAAUUGAUAGACCUGCCACAUUGGAUAUGGUGACUUCACGGUUAACAAGCUCAUCUUUGAAUAUUAGUUCCACAGUACUGUUUUUCCUCAACCCCCUCCCCCCCAAGUUCUUUGGUGAAACAAUUUUCCUGUUUCCUUCCAAAAGUUGCUGUUGAAUCUGCUUACAAAACUUUUAUGUUUUGUGUUCCAGAAAAUAACUUGCUGAGCUUUUUUUUUGGCAAUUAUCUUAAGCCUGUUCUCUCUCGUUACCAAGAUUCUUGCAUUUCUCAUAUAUUUCCAAAUAUUCAUUCUUUCAAGUAUAAGAGAUAACAAAUUUACUCAUGUCUUCAGAUUUGAGAGGGUUGCUGUUCUGCACUGACCUCUAUGACAACAAUCAUUUCAUUUACCUAUUCACAAUGAUACAGAAAUUGAUAACAUGAUUAUAUUUAAAACUUUGUGUUAAUUUGGCUUGUUUCGAGCUUCUGAAAGUAUCGGAGUCAAAUACAGGCUGAUAAGGGUUAUUCAGAACAGUAUCUGGGUGACUGAUUUUGUUUUCUUAUGGGAUGAGGACAGUAGAAAGAAAUAACUGGAAGAAGAGAAUCAAAUUAACAGGGAUCUCAGUUAGAGUAGGAGUAGUGCUUACUCAUUGUAUCCUUGAUUCAAAGUUCACUUUUUCAAAUGCAGAGUUUUUCUUUUAGAACAGGAAGAGUUUACUUUUUAAGAAUUCAUUGUGAACAGGAUCAGGAUGUCCCAAGGUUUAGUUGUGUACUGAGUUACACCACAGCCCUCCCGAACAAGGGAUUUGAAUGUAGUUGCUUUUCCUGGUUCAGUCAAUCUUACAAGGACUAUCUACAGGGCCAAGAUUGGUCUUUGUUCUUGUCAGUUCUCGAGUUCAAUCAUGUGUCAAACUCACCUGAAGGCUCCCAUGUGGAUAAUGAUUUACUGGGUAAGGCAUACGAGGGCAAGUUGUUCUUGCAGAAUUAUAAUUCAACAAGUUGGCAAGAGAACAGAAUUUUGUUUCAAACCUUCUUUAUAACCAGUGCUUUGUGAUGCCACUCUUUUCUAUUAUCUUAUGACAUGUGAGGAAUAUUUCCAUCAGCUGAUUACAAACUUGUGACCAAUGCUGUCCCAGGGUCAGUAAUAAUUAAUACUGCCUAUUAUGUUUCUGUUAUUAACACCACAUUAAAAGCAAUCACAAAUUAUUAGCAGCUGCAUUCCAAACAUACAGAUAUAGCAGAAGAAAAUCCCUCCAUGCUCUUGGUUGUACUAUGGGUAAUUAUCUAUACAGAAGCUGUGAACAAUUCUAUUAAACAAAUUUACUUUAUAAAAAAAAAAUUGUAUAUUUAUUGCUGGCUCAAUUUAAUUCUGUGUUUUAAUAUGUGUAUUGGAUGUUUUUUUAACCAUGGAAUAAGUUUUUUUUAAAUAAAAGUAUUAUAUUUGUAAAUGUGUUUGUACUUGUUCAGCACUAGCAAUAGAUAUGAGCAGGGAUGAAUACUUGGUGCAUUUAAAAUACAUAUUUAGAAUGAAUAACUAAUUAUUUUACAUUCCUCACAGCAAGGGAACAUUAUUUUUUUCAGGGAGGGAGUGAAAGAGCUGAGGAGGAAAGACCCAGAAAAAGCUUGUUCUAUGGUAGCUCAUGAACGGAUUUCUUCACUCCCAUGUGCCUUACCCCCAAACGUCUGAGCUCAAAGUAUGCCAGUCCACUCAUCGUUACUGCAAACAUGAACCACUUUGGAGCAUUUAUAAACAUGAACUUGUCACAAAGGAGAUAACAUUUAACAAAAUAGCACCAAUGAAGGGAAAAAGAAUCAAACAAUCUCAGAUUCAGAUUUGAAUCUCCAACUGAAAAUGCCAAAUAACAUGCUGCUAAACAUAAAAUUGUCUUCAAAUGAAAAUUGUGUUGAAUGCAGCUUUUGCAAACCAGUUUCAAUGCUGUAGUCCUUUUUUACUUUUAGUUUCAUAAAAAUAAGAUACUCAGAAGACCAACUGCCAUUUCCUUUCACAGUCAUCCAUUUUAUGCAGUCUCCUGCAGGAUUCCAAUUACCUGAGUUUUAACAUAUCGCACACGUUAUCAAUAAGUGCUUUAUAUUACAUAAUGCAAUCAAACACCAUUGGCAGGGAAUUGAUACUGCUCUAAUAUUCUCUUUUGGUGAGAUAACCUCGAAUGUGUGGAUGAAUCAAUUCUCUAUUGCAACAUGGAUUAAGUAAACCUUUAAAGAAUAUCAAACAGCAUCUUAUAUGGACUACGGAAUUUAUGAACUCAAGAAUAUAGAAAUUCCAAACAAACCACUAAGCUUCUCUUAAACCAGGGGUCCCCCAAUCUGGGGUCCACAGAGCACUUGGUAAAGGUCCAUGGCAUAAAAAUACCGGGAACCCCUGCCUGAAACUGAACGUUAUUGGUUUCAGUAUAAGUGGCAUCAAUGCUUAAUCAGUAAGAUCAACGACCCAAUAAUAACUAUUCCAUACAUUCUGAAUGAACCAUCUUCACUGAUGUUACCAAUCAAUCUCUAAGCAACCACCUUAGGAGAUGAACUUGAAAAUGAUUAGCAAUACACACAAAAUGCUGGAGGAACUCAGCAGGUCAGGCAGCAUCUCAGGAAGGGAAUAAACAGCCAAGAUCCUUUAUCGGGACUGGAAAGGAAGGGGGAAGAAGCCAGAAUAAGAAGGUGGAGUGAAGGAGUACAAGCUGUAAAGUGAUAGGUGAAGCCAGGUGAGGGGGAACGAGGGUGGAUGGGAGAGGAAAAUGAAGAGAGAAGCUAGGAAGUGAUAAGUGGUAAAAGGCUAAAGAAGGAAUCUUAGAAGAGAGUGACAAUAGAAAGGGAAGGAGGAUGAGAAAACAUGGAGGCAAUCACCAUGGCUGUUGCAUUGUUUUCAUAAACAUUAAAUAUUAUAGAAUGUGGAGGUAUAUUUAGGAGUAAGAAUCAGCAGGGAAGCUACAGGGCUGCACAUUAAUACAUGAAUGAUGCUAUAUUCAAAAUGUGAAGACUCCAUUUAUCUUAUUUUCUAACUUCCUCCAUAUCAGCAGUCUGAUUUUGCCACAUGAAGAAACAAAGAUUUUUGAAAUAGGCAAAAUAACUGCACUUGCCUAGCUUGAGGAAGUACCUUCACCAGAUGGACUACAAGGGGUUCAAACAGGUUGUUCGCCACUGCCUUCUAAAGGUGAAUUAGAAAUGGGCGAUAAACGUCAUGGCUUGCCAGCAAAAGUGUUCAUGUCAGGAAAAUUAUUGGUAGAAGAUCAGAAAGCCAGAAUAGCGGAAUGAAUCAAAUGUUGUCCCAGAGCAGUUUUGGGCCAAUUAAUUAUCUUUGAAAUCGAGUCAUGAUUGUAAUGAUGAGAAUAGCAGAGACAUCAAAUGCAGUGCUCUUCAAAGGAUGGGACUGGUGUGUGCUGAUGGAGCACAGAGGGAUGUAUAGCGUGGGGCUGCUGCAUUAACUUAAAGCUCCGAUGCUUGCUUUCAGAACCUGAAAAGACAGCAGUUCCA